CAAUAACGAUCCUUUCCGUUAUCCGGUACAGGCACCGAAACUGAACUGGCACAUCAUCAGCUUUCAGCUAGUCCCACUGAGUAGGAACCAGAGCAAAUGGAUCUUCAAGCUCCCUGUAACAUCUGCAUUUCAAUUUACCGGAGCAAACCGGCGCUUCACCGGCGAUUAUCUUCUCCGAAUACCGUCAGUUACCCGAUGAAUUUACUGAAACAACGCCGUAAAACGACUUCGGAGCUUCAAACGCCGGUAGCAGUCUUCCCCGGUGAAAGUAGUGGCAGCUAUUCACAGUCGGUUCAAACCCAUAAAGUCACGGUUCACGACAGACAGCGAGGACUCACUCACGAGUUCUUCGUUCCUGAGGACCAAUAUAUUUUACAUACUGCUGAAUCUCAGAAUAUAUCGCUCCCAUUCGCUUGCAGGCAUGGUUGUUGUACUAGCUGUGCCGUUCGAGUAAGAUCUGGACAAAUUAGACAGCCUGAGGCAUUAGGGAUAUCUGCUGAAUUGAAAUCUAAGGGAUAUGCUCUUCUUUGUGUGGGCUUCCCAUCCUCUGACAUUGAAGUUGAAACACAAGACGAGGAUGAGGUAUAUUGGCUUCAAUUUGGAAGAUAUUUUGCUCGUGGACCUAUAGAAAGGGAUGACUAUGCGCUGGAGUUAGCUAUGGGUGACGAGUAAGCCGUGCUAAAUGGUUAUUUAGAAAGGAGGAUCGAUGGAGUGAAGCAUGUAGACGUAUAAGUUCCACACUUCAAUUUUUGCUCGUUUGUAAUAUGUAAUGAACCCUGUCUUUGUCUAUUUUAGUGCGUUUAUGCUGUUAAUCUGAGUAGACAUUCCUCACUUUGCUUGGCCUGCGAGACUGGAAUUUUUUUUCUGGAGAUUUAUAGAAAUUGGUGAUCCAUGUUGUUGCUCUUGAGUAUUGAAACCCGUCUACGCACAUUUCCUUUUCUAGGGACCUAUUAUCAAGAAAGCUUAGAUAGUCUUUUGGUGGUGAAUCUUUCUUAAAGCCAUGUGCUUGGUUUGGUUGUUGAGCUAUUGGAGGAAGAGCAUAAAACUUACGGGAUUGGUUUUGUAAGUGUCCAAGUUUCUAUUCUCAUGUUCUCUUGGCUCCUAAAAAGGAGCCCCAUGCUCUCAAUAACAUCAAUUUAACGGAGCUUUGCCCAAGUAUUUGAGGUAUGUGACAUGAACCUUGUUUUGCCAUUCAACCCAUUCAAAUUGUGUUUCUG
Molecule: messenger RNA, 1217 nt
Organism: Ilex paraguariensis (yerba mate)
Lineage: Eukaryota; Viridiplantae; Streptophyta; Magnoliopsida; Aquifoliales; Aquifoliaceae
Source: the annotation of a GenBank genome assembly